This is a messenger RNA of Effrenium voratum, 1088 nucleotides long. Lineage: Eukaryota; Dinophyceae; Suessiales; Symbiodiniaceae. The record is from the annotation of a GenBank genome assembly.
CCCAGAAAGGCGACUCUCCAGUGGACUCGGUCCGGAGCUCUCUGCCAUGGCUCGGAGGGCGUCGAACGCGUCUCGGAGUUGCUUCAGACUAGUGAGCGCGCUGGCACUUGCACUCGGAGGAGGCUGUGCCUUCGCAUGGCCGAACAAGCCAUUGGGCCACAGCUACAGCAACAUCAGACCCAGCGUGCGCAGCAAGCAAGCGCUCAUUGCCAACCUCAGGGACCCGGACUGCAAGGCGAGCAAGGCUCGCUGGUCCAUCGAGCUGAUGAAAGCGCGCAAGCUGUUUAUCACCACCUGGGAGUAUGUGUGUGCCAUGAAGAAGAUGGCGCAGGUGAAGUGCCCCAAAGAGGCCAUUGAGCUUUGGAAGGAAAUGCGCGGCAGAGGAUUAGAAGAGACUCCGGCCACCUACACGGCAGCGAUUGUGGCCUACAACACCUGGGGCCACUGGCGGAAGGCAGUCGAGACGCUGGAUGAGAUGCAGAGUAAGCAGAUGGCGCCUUUGCGCAUCGGCGCGGAGCAUGCCUUGAUGGCCUGCGAGCAGGGCGCCUUGUGGGAGAAGGCCCUGAAUCUCCUGGACCAACUGUGGGAAUACGGCAUCGUGCCCAACGAGGACAACUAUAUGCCAGCGAUCCGGGCCUGUGAGAACGCCGGGCAGUUCGAGAAGGGCGAUGAGCUCUUCUGGAAGAUGCGGGAGCACACCAAGUUGGUCAAGGCAGCAGAGGAUUUGGGCAUGGACCCAGAGCGAACGCCGCCGAAGGCGAAGGAGGCGCUGUGGCGAAUCCCUGGUGCGGUGGAUCCUCGCGCCUUCGACCCACCGAACUUCACCGCGGAAGCAGAGAGGAGGGCGCGGAAGAAGAAGAAGCCGAGGAAGAUGCCCCAACUGCCUGCUGGGCGGCCGAAGGUGUGGGGCUGAGGUGAGCACCUUGCUGAUACCCCUGGGAUGAGACCAGAGGGUCUUUCGAGUACAGUGGCCAAGCACUGCGUAAGAGAGAUGUCCCGUUGCACUGCGGUAGCCCAGAUUGGCUGGAUUAAACGUGCGCAGUGAGACUGCAGAUACACCCCCCAGGUUUUUUGGGAUGGACAUGCGC